GCUGAGACCAUCACCGCCCACAUUCUGUAAACGUGUCCAUGCCGUUGGCUUCUCUUCUUUAAUUUCAUCAUUCUUGUUUUCAUUCUUCUUUCUCAAGUAAUUAUCUGUAGCAAUUUUGUGCUUUUCUUCAGCUAGAGUUUCGUUUCUUAUAUACUGUUCCGAAUUAUUUCCAUCUUCCAUGAAGAACAUUUUGCAGCAUCAGCCUCAAUUGUUGUCUCUUUUUCCAGUAGAAGCAAUUCAAGAUGCAUAUCCCAACCGUUACAAGAUUUAUGCUCCUUCCAAUAUGGGAAAAGCGAAAGCAGAGCACAACUCCGAGCACCAUUUGAUGGAAAGCACAAACUCAGGCUCUGAUCAUAACGAUGACAUUCAAGAAUCAGCAGUUUCUGACUCUGAGAGCGGUAUUUUUGGCUCCAAUUAUCAAGAGAACGCACAAUCAGAUGAUUUGAUAAGGAUUGAUGAAGGUGAUAAGAUGCAUCAGAUUAUCAAUAAAAAGUUUAUUUCAGGUUUGGGUAUACUUGGAUUAUCUACACAAAUUGAGGCCAUUGACAAGAAUGCUUAUUCUAGCUUCACAAUGCAAGCUAGGCUUCAGUCAUUCCUUAGAUUUUCCAAAGCAAUGGAGAAAAAAUGUGGGGGGAAUGCUAAUGAGAAGUAUGCUUGGUUUGGAGCCUCCAAGGAUGAUAUUGACAGCAUAUUUUCUCAUGGUUUUGGGAAUCCUAUGAACAAUGGAGCUUAUGGUCACUGCAUUUGCCUCUCUCCUUAUGAUUAUCCUCUUGAUUGUCUUCAAACAACUAUUCCUGAUAAGGAUGGGCUAAGACAUUUAUUGCUUAGUCGUGUGAUACUAGGAAGAUUAGAAGUUGUUCAUCCUGGUUUAGGACAAUCUCAUCCAACUUCUGAGCAGUUUGACACUGGGGUUGACAAUUUACAUUCUCCAAGAAAAUACAUUGUGUGGAGUAGCAACAUGAAUGCUUAUAUUUUCCCUGACUUUGUGAUCAGUUUCAGAAUAAUUUCGAAGGUCAAAGAGAGUAGAAUAUUUUCAGUUCCUUUAAAAAGUCCAAGUUCAGCGUGGAUUUCUUUUCCUGCUUUGAUAUCUGCACUAUCAAAAAUUUUGCCGCCUAACACCGUCAAACUGAUUAAGAAAUAUCAUAGUGAUUAUAAGGAGAGGAAGAUCACUAGGCGCGGGUUGAUACAACAAGCUAGAAAAUUAGCAGGAGAUGAGUUGUUAGCUUUAAUCAUAAAGUCCUGCAAAACUAAGCAAAAUAAAGGAUCAACUGCAGACUCACCCAGAAGCAGCUCUAUCAACCUUCAACAAUGGGAUAAUGAAACCUAUCCUUUGCCUAAACAGGAUUCCAUUUGAUAUAAUAGUUUUGGAAGUAGCUUAUUAUCCACACACAAUAUUUUUUAUUCUCUUCAGAACCUUUUUUCC
Nicotiana tabacum (common tobacco) is the source of this 1423-nucleotide messenger RNA. RefSeq names its product putative inactive poly [ADP-ribose] polymerase SRO5. The record is from RefSeq and is a predicted model, not a curated record. Gene Ontology annotation, molecular function: NAD+ poly-ADP-ribosyltransferase activity. Lineage: Eukaryota; Viridiplantae; Streptophyta; Magnoliopsida; Solanales; Solanaceae.